CUUAAUAAAAAGUGGAUGCCGUGUCUGCUCGAACUGCCUGCCAUCCUACUACCCUAAUGCUAUGGUGAUCGCAGCAAUCACUGUCAGUCUCUACAGUUCCACCACCACCACCACCACCACCACCACCACCACCCUCUCCUCCUCCGCCGCCGCCUCUGCCUCCGCCUCCGCUUCCCCCCUCCCCCUCCCCCUCCGUCUCCGUCGCCAGCCCCCCAGCAGUGACAGGCCCUGCGAUACGGUACAUAGCGGCCCAAAGCUACACGACGUGCGUGCCAUAGUCGGAGCCACCGCGUUGGGAAGUUCCCUCCUCGCGGGAAGAUCAAAAGCAGGUUAGAGUAGAUCAGAGCACACCUGAUCAGGGCACAUCCAGAGGCACAUCCAGAUCCGCGCCGCUCCCACUGCGACACCAAGCACGCGAUCGUGACAGUCAGCGCCCGGGCGUCUGCGGGUGGUCGGCGCUGAAGAGAGGAUCCAGCCAGACAGCCUGCCGUCGUGGGUCUCGCCCAAGCACCGCAGAGGUAGCUUCAUUCCUUUCGACGCCUAGAGCGUGCAGCCGCGUGCUACAUAACAACAAUCGACAGACCUCCACGACUUGACACGCUUCCCUGCGCGCUGCUACUGCUGCUGCUGCUGCUGCUGCUGCUGCUGCUGCACCUCUUCUUCGCCCAUGCCCCACUGUCGAGGCGCGCGCAGCAAAAAGAAUUUGACCUUGUUGUGGUGACCGCCUGGGGGAGGACAUGGUGCAUGACCGCAAGGGAAUUUCUGAAAGUGCGCAUAUCUUGGGCGCAGACCCACCCAAAGCGCAAGUAAAGGUCCUUUGAUUACCGUGAGCUGGAGGCUGUCUGGUUCUACCUACCCAUCUACCUGGUUGAGACUCUGGUUCGACCAAAAGUCAAAUAUCACCCCUCCCGCAAGCAAGCAAAGCAAAGCAAAGCAAGCAACCUGCGACUGUUCCUUUGCGCCACGUCGCCUUUGGCUACCUGACCUUCUAUCUUCUUCACUCACCCGACUUCUCUCUCAUCCACUGCUUCGCCCACCUUUCGGAGACUGAUUCCUUCCUCGAGUUUCGUUCUUUUGCCAGGACUGUGCCUACCCGCUCAAGUACCACCGAGGGCAGCAACAGGACCAGCACAUUGUGCGCACCCACGAUGCAGCAGCAUCAAAUACCAUCCCAGCCCAACCCGUAUCAGGGCCACCCGUCUUCGCAAUCCCAUUACCAGUCUAACGGCAUACACCACGACAUCACUACACGAGGUAACGACUAUACGAACGGACAGCAAGCCCACGGAGAAGACAUGAAUCCCUACCAGCAGCAGUAUGGGGGCUAUGCACCGCCUCCACUCCCUCAGUCCCAGCAUCAACACCACCAACAACAACAACAACAACAACAUCAACAUCACCCACAUCAGUCGCAGGCACAAUCGCAACAGCAACACAUGCGAGGACCACCGCCAUCGAUGGGCAAUCCCUACAUGCAGAAUCAGCUCCCUCCGUUGGGCCAGCCAUCGAUGGGCCCUCCAAUGGGAAGCAUGGGUCUUGUAACGGAAACACCGCGAACCCAUCGCCCCAGCUCUGCUAACCCAGUCCAGCCUCACUCGUACGGUAUGCCUGCGCCGCCACCUCCGAUGCAAUCCAUGCAAUCCAUGCAGUCCCUGCAGUCCCUGCAACCACCGCAGCAGUCUUCAUUGCCCCCGCAGCCUCGAGCUAGUAACAUCCUGCCCAAUGGGGAAAAGAAGAUGUCGCAUAGUAAUGUGAGAGAUGGUCUGAAAUACGAGCUCCACGUGCUACAACAACCGCAAAGAGCGCGGAUGUGUGGCUUUGGUGACAAAGACCGGAGGCCCAUCACACCCCCACCAUGCGUGAAGCUGGUGAUUAUUGACAUGAACACCAACGCAGAGGUCUCGAUGGAUGAUCCACUGCUCGCGGAUCCUUCGUUCUUCAUUCUGCAGGUGGACUUGUGGGCAGAGACUGCAGAUCGAGAGGCUAAUGUGGUGCGGGCAUCGAGCAACAGCCCCGCUGUGAGUAUCAGUAGCGCGACGACGACGUCGUACCCACCACCGGCCGAGCCGCAGAGACAGCAUUUCGAGACGCAGCAGGUGAUGUAUAUGAGUGAGCAGGGCCCUGUUUAUGCUCAGAUCCCCGCCUAUCCUGCAACCAUGGCUCGACCGGGAUACGCUCCGAGCAUGUUCUACAGCCAGAUGGGACAGCCCAUCGGCUACACUCCUCAGCCGCAACAGUCGAACGCCAUGUACACGCGGAAUCUGAUCGGAAGCUUGACCGUCAACGCCGCUCGUCUGAACGAUGACCAGGGCAAACCUGGCUUCUGGUUUGUGCUUCAGGACCUGAGUGUGCGCACCGAGGGAUUCUUCCGAUUGCGCAUGAGCUUUAUUGACAUCAGUAACAAAGGAGGUGGUCAGCCCGGAGUCAACAGAGGCAAAGCACCGGUCUUAGCCUGGACCUUUUCAGACAAGUUUCAGGUGUACUCGGCCAAGAAGUUCCCCGGAGUGAUUGAAAGCACUCCACUCAGCAAAUGUUUUGCGGGCCAGGGUAUCAAGAUUCCGAUCCGCAAGGACAACAAGAAUGAAGCAGGAGACGAUGACGAUGGUGAUUGAAGUCCCGGAAAAACAGCCAUACGGACAAUCUUGUACACAACGACCACGGAUCGCGCCGUUCAGGGGAAUUUGCAGUGUGCGUCCACGCUGCGUUGGGCUAUGGAAACGAAUAUGAAGGCGCAAGGAGAAGUGAUGCGUUGGAAACAUGGAGGAAGCAGUGAUUGAUCCAGCUUGAUGGAAAGCUUGACAUGGUGCUGCUGCUGCUGCUGCUGCUACUGCUACUGUUGCUAGACAACGAGGUGGCGGCUGCAGUGUAGGCAUUGGAGUGUAGAAGGCCAGCUGGUGGAAAACACAAGCAAGAAGAGAGGAGGACAGUCGACAGUGUGUCGGAUGCUGUCCAGGUCUGCCGAUUGAGGCCAGUCAAUCGAUUGAGACGACUGAGAUGAAUUGUGCGCAACUGAAAUGACGACGACAGCAAUGGCAGAGGCUCCAUGACCUACAGACUCCUCGAUUGUAUAGCACCAUCUUGAUGAUUCCUUCGGGCACUCUAUGAUACAUGUACUGUACUUUAGCCUCGUUACAGAUAAUGUACUGGUAAUGUAUAUAGGCGAGCGGCGCUCCAGCAGCCUGGCCUGCUGUAGGAUACAUUGGCGCGCGGCGCUGACGCGCACUCGUUCUGAGGUUCCA
Molecule: messenger RNA, 3239 nt
Organism: Sphaerulina musiva SO2202
Lineage: Eukaryota; Fungi; Ascomycota; Dothideomycetes; Mycosphaerellales; Mycosphaerellaceae
Exons: 3
Coding region: 1149-2612 (487 amino acids)
Source: RefSeq, a predicted model, not a curated record